CUUCCGGUUUCUGUUGCUAAGGCGCGGGCCCGGUGGGCGGUAGAGACAACAGUAUUGGCGUCGUCCUCUCCCCCCUUCCCGGGGGUCGAGAUGUCGGGUCUUAGCCGUUUAGAGAUGGAGGGCUGUCGUCACCUGCUCGGCUUACUGGACAACGACGAGAUCAUGGCCCUAUGCGACACCGUCACCAACCGCCUAGUGUACCCUGAGGACCGCCAAGAUGCUAUUCGUGCAAUAUUAGUGUAUAGUCAAAGUGUAGAAGAGCUUCUUAAACGUAAAAAAGUCCACCGAGAAGUCAUAUUUAAGUACUUGGCAACACAGGGGGUGGUAAUACCUCCAACUACUGAAAAACACAAUCUAAUUCAGCAUACAAAAGAUUACUGGGAAAAGCAAUUGCAACUGAAACUGAAGGAAACACAGGAGCCAGUUACAAAGACAGAGGACCUCGGACUCUUUCAGCAGCAGGCAAAAGAAGGAAAAAAUGCUGAAAAAGUUGAUUUUCGUCGCUUAGGAGAAGAAUUCUGCCGUUGGUUCUUUGAACUUCUUAAUUCUCAGAAUCCUUUUCUGGGCUCACCUCAAGGUGAAUGGGGACCACAACACUUCUGGCAUGAUGUCAAACUUAGGUUUUAUUACAAUACUUCAGAACAAAAUGUGAUAGACUACUAUGGAGCAGAAAUUGUAAGCCUUCGUUUAUUGUCACUAGUAAAAGAAGAAUUUCUUUUUCUCAGUCCCAACCUAGAUUCCCGUGGACUAAAAUGUGCUUCUUCUGCACAUGGGUUAGUUAUGGUUGGUGUUGCGGGCACUGUUCAUCGAGGGAACACUUGUAUGGGCAUUUUUGAACAAAUUUUUGGACUUAUCCGCUGCCCUUUUGUGGAAAAUACUUGGAAAAUCAAAUUUAUCAAUCUGAGAAUUGUUGGAGAAAGUUCCCUUGCUCCUGGAACAACAUUGAAACCAACUGUUAAAUUUGAACAGAGUGACCUAGAGGCCUUUUAUAAUGUAAUCACUUCGUGUGGUGACAACGAACUAAAACUUACUGUAAGGCAAACAGUGGAUAGUGGGACUGGAGACCAAGCUUUAUGUAGUGGAAAUGAGGCAUUGUUAGAAAAAAAGAGAAUUGAGUUUACCUAACCCUCUAGAGCAUUGAGUACUGUUAUAUCAGCUUAAAAAGUCUUCCACAUGGAAACUUUUCAAAUACUGCAUCAGUAAUUUCUAAGUGAUUUCAGAUGUAAGGAUUGACAUAUUUUAGUUCAAAUGCUUUCUGGACUACAGACUGACACAUUAUGUGAAUACUUGGCCUAUUUCUACCUGAGUUUCAUCAAAUGUUCUGGAGAGCUUACUGCAGUUUAUCAAAUAAAUCCCACUUUAGAUGUUGUA
Molecule: messenger RNA, 1371 nt
Organism: Ictidomys tridecemlineatus (thirteen-lined ground squirrel)
Lineage: Eukaryota; Metazoa; Chordata; Mammalia; Rodentia; Sciuridae
Gene: C3H3orf38
Product: chromosome 3 C3orf38 homolog
Source: RefSeq, a predicted model, not a curated record